AUGGAGACAGACAAAAGGCAAAGAGUCAACGAGUUGCUGAAGCAAUUGCAAGCACCUGUUGCCGACCUCACGACAUUGUUUGCUCUUCUCAGCACUCCUUUAGAAGCCAUCGGUCUACUCCCUCCUCAAUUCAGGCAUUGUGUCUCAAGUCCCCUCCCAGAAGGUGCUGUUGAUGUCAGGAAACAUAUUCCUUUCCUUCAGCGCAUAAUCUUGGAACAUAUCGCCCCGACCUGGGAUGUGUUAAUCGCGGAAAAGCACGCAGACUCAUUGUUGGAGCAAUACUUCUGUCCCGAUGGUUUCUCGAAUGCCUCGAUAUGCUCGGGGGAGGUGGCCAUCUCCGCAUAUUCAACUUUGGUUUCAUCCGCGCUAGAGGGGUUCUCAAUGAGAAUGCUUGAACGUCUCACCGUUCAGUACCCUCUUGAUAGGCUACACACUGCCGUCUUUGCUGGAAAGCACCUAGAUGUCGUUGCGACGGAGUCACGUUGGCAAGAUUGUGUUCACAGCCUUACUGGGGUCCCAGCCAAGGUCGCCAAUGCAGCUGGCAACAAAAAUCCCAUUCCACGCGCACUGGAGCAUGGAUUUUAUUUCAACAGCAUCUGCACUCGUUGUGAACAGCUAAUCUUUGAAUUGGCAAAACAAAACUCAAAAGGUUCUUCUGUAGCCUCCGUCACUUACCUGCUAUUGAAACUCGUCAACCUUGGCGUCUUCCCACCCAAUCGGCCGGUCCAGAGGUCUCAACCAUCCUUCUUCGAAACGACGUUGUCUACUAUUCGCUCCAGACUCAGCGCCAAUGAUAGUCAAGAGUAUUCUAUAUACUGGCAUUCAAUCUUUCUUAACGUACCAUCAAUUCUCGCACUCCGAUCUAUCCUGACCUCUCUAUUUGCCACACUGCCGGUCGUUGGGAGUACUUUGGACCCCAUAUUACGGGAGGGUGCAUUUGUCAAGAGAGAUGCUUUUCUUCUUUUUGAAUUGAUAGGACCUUUGGUACCUGAAACACAAGAAGUAUGGGACAUUGCCGUCCCUCUGAUCAUCGAGCGUGAUUGGGGUGAGUCCUUUGCACGGAUAUUUGUUUGUUGGAUAUCGGGAGGCUUUUCUGGGAAAGAAGUCAACGCAAAAGUCCUCUAUUCCUUCCUUCAAGACGUGCUAGAAACAUGGUCAUCUCCGGAACAUAUCAAACACUCCCUGCUUUCUCGACAUCGAUACGUCACCUCUCUGCUCCUUCUUGCUGCAUCAUAUCUUCCACCUAAUUCGCAGUACACACAAUCAUUGGCCUCUUCAUCAUCCUUUGUCCAGGCGAUCGGAAAGUACAUAUCGCAUUAUGAUGGCUCUGUACGUCGUUGCGGGAUGCUUGCAGGGGAAGUGGUUGCCAGCAUGUGCGAUAAAAAAUUGGACUUUGGCGACUGGGACGGAGAGGAUGCCGGGAAACCUUGGGCCAGAGGUCUGCGCCAAUUGUUAAAGAAAAGAGACGUAGAGUCAAAUACGAACGACUUCGACGGCGAAGACAACGACAUCGAAAGAGAGGAGAUACCUGCCUAUGUGCCGUCAGGUAGUCCGGAAGCGGAAACCCCUCUAGUAACAUUCCCUGACAUCACCAACGGCUGUGAUUCUGACGACUCAUUGACUGGCUACGCAUCUCAAAACUCGUCUCGGUCUGCAUCUCCCAGUCCCUCCGAUCUAGCUGAAAUUGAAAGAGACCCCACCCUCAAUGUUGGCAUUAAAAAGGUUGCCCGACCUGUGUAUCUCGCUCAGCUUGGAGACCUUCUACGUAGCGUGUCGCAAAAAUCUGGGCCAGAUGAUCCUCACGAGGCUGACAAGAUCGAAAUGGCUUUGAACUGCGCCGAGGAGUUGAUACGGAAGAAAAAAGACUACGGCACAGAACUCCACGAGAACGCGGUGCACCUGGUAUACCAGUUGCUAUCUUUAAACGACAAUUACGAUCUAGAUGAUUUUGCUGAGAAACGUCAAGGAUCACUAAAUGCGCUCAUUUCCUGUUCACCCCGAAAGGCUGCGCCUGUUCUUAUCGAAGAAUUUUUCAAAAAUCAAUAUUCUACCGACCAGCGCAAUGUUGCACUCAACGCGUUGGCAGUGGGUGCAAGGGAGCUUGCGUCAUUGCCUGUUCCACCUUCAAGAGUUUCCAGCAACAGCAUCGCCUUUCCAAGCAAGACUUUAUCUGCACCACUUCAUCGCAAGUAUGUAUUGUCUAGCCGAACAGAUACGGGCGUGGUUCCUCGCAUUAUGGAUGACAUCAGCUGCAAAUCAAUUGACAAACAAAGAGACCCAGGGAUUAGAGAACUACCUCAAUUAUCCCGCGAGCGCCGGCUCCGCAUACGGAAAUCACCUGAAAUCUCCGAGGUUGUUUCUACCCGCAUUCCGUCGCAAAUUUCGCGUCCACUUCAACGACCAGCCGUUUGUUUUACGGACGUUGCAGCAGAAUACUUUUUAGUACCCCUGAUAAAUCGCUUCUGGCAAUUCCUACGUGACGAACAGACAAGAGAACAGCGCACAUCUCACCAUAAGGGGCAGUCUUAUCGCGGAGCGGGUACCGGACUGAUUCUCAACCCUCUCGUACUUUCCCAGUUUCUCCGUACCGUGGCAAUUCUGGUUCACGCUUCUCAAAAUGCGCCUGAAUGGCUUGCAAUUAUAGCAGUAAAUGCGCUGGAACUCGCGGUCACUAUUGGUACGCAACCUGUCUCUCGCACAGAUACGGAACUUGAGUGGAACCAUGACACCGAACUGGGUGUGAGAGGGCAGGAUGCUUCGGUUUUGACAGCCGCCCUGGAACUUGCGCUCGUUGUACUUGAUGGAAGCCACGAAGUUGACGGUGGAAAGUUGCUUAGUCUCGAACACACAACCAUUUUACUUGGCACAGGAGAAUGGGCAGGUAAAGUUUUCUCCGCGCUUGAAAAAGGUAUCAAGGCAGAAGGAGGGGGUGGCUUGCACGAGGUCAAGCUGAGAAGGGCAGCUGCUGGGGUUCUUCUGAAAGUCGAUGAAAUUACAUCAGUCUGGAAGAGGUCGAUGUUAGAUACAAGAUAA
Messenger RNA from Laccaria bicolor S238N-H82, 3033 nucleotides. RefSeq lists its product as uncharacterized. NCBI's taxonomy places the organism in Eukaryota, Fungi, Basidiomycota, Agaricomycetes, Agaricales, Hydnangiaceae. Gene Ontology annotation, molecular function: telomeric repeat DNA binding; Hsp90 protein binding. The transcript has 6 exons. The record is from RefSeq and is a predicted model, not a curated record. Gene Ontology annotation, biological process: protein stabilization; telomere maintenance via telomerase. The coding region runs from base 1 to 3033 and encodes 1010 amino acids. Gene Ontology annotation, cellular component: cytosol.